CCUCCGAAAACUUUGUCUUGGACGAAGAAGAUGAGUGAAAAACACAAACAUGAAAGUGCAGUGUUUGUCCUGGCUGCGGUUGGGUUAGCUCUUAUAACCAUCCUCACCGGGUGGAAGUUAAAACAGCUGAAAUACAGACUUAUAAAUGAACCUGGAGUUGCUCUGUUUUAUGGUAUGCUUCUGGGAUUAAUAGCAACAUUUUUGCCACCUGAUCAGGCUGAGCAUAUGGGCAACAUGGGGAAUAUGAGUCUAAACAGCACACCUCACAUGGUGACAGUCAACGUCACGACCAAUGAUCACUGUCCCAGACAUAUGGAGAAGGAGACCUUUGAUACCGAGGUCCUUUUCAAUCUGUUCCUGCCACCCAUCAUCUUCCACGGAGCUUACACCCUCCAUCAGAAACGAUUUCUUGACAAUCUGGGAUCCAUUGCAACUUUUGCAUUUUUGGGCACUAUCAUCAGCUGUGCGACUAUCGGGGCCUGCAUCUACGGAUUCACCAGGCUGAUGGUAAUGCUGGGCCGAGCAGCAGAUGGAGACUUCUUCCUGACUGACUGCCUCCUGUUUGGUGCCAUCAUGUCAGCCACUGAUCCAGUAUCCGUCCUCGGCCUGUUGUCAGAACUGCAUGUGGACCUUGAACUGCACACUCUGCUUUUUGGCGAAAGCGUCCUAAAUGAUGCCGUGGCCAUCGUCUUGACACAUGCCAUCACAUCCUACAGCCAGAUGGGUGUAGGACACACCUUCGACCCGCCUACAUUCUUCCUUUCUCUUGGUUAUUUUCUUGGAGUGCUUGCCGGCUCCUUCCUCUUGGGUUUCGUAUUUACAGUCAUAACAGCCCUCCUAACCAAAUUCACUCGGCUGUAUGAGAGUCCACUGCUGGAAACCUCAGUCUUCUUCCUCUUGUCCUGGAGCAGCUUCCUAUUGGCUGAAGCCUGUGGACUUUCAGGUAUUGUAGCUGUGCUGUUUUGCGGCCUGAGCCAAGCAAGAUACACCAUUCACAAUUUAUCCUCCGCGGGCAAGACCAGGACUAAGCAGCUCUUUGAAGUCUUCAACUUCCUAGGGGAGAUUUUCAUCUUCAGCUACAUGGGAUACGUAUUGUUGACGUUUCCUCACCAUGUCUUCAAAGCUCUCUUCAUUUCUGGGACAUUUCUCUCUGUCUUCAUAUCAAGGGCGCUGCAUAUCUACCCAUUGUCUUUCCUGCUGAACUUAGGCCGUACAACCAAGAUUCCUUGCUCCUUUCAGCACUUUAUGAUGUUUUCAGGUUUAAGGGGGGUUGUGGCCUUUAGUCUGGCUGUAAGAGACACGUCCACUGAAGUGAGGCGUACCAUCCUCACCACCACGCUGCUGCUGGUCGGCUUCACCAUCUGGGCGCUGGGUAUGGCCACUGAACCCAUGCUGCGCUGUCUGGACAUCAGAGUGGGAGUGGAUGCAGAUGAAAAUCCAGAGGAGCUUUCUUUAGAGGUUGCAACAGGGAGCUCAGAUACAACUCCGGACCUUUGGAGCCGUCUGGACUACAAAUAUAUAAAACCUGCGUUGACCCAUUGUGGUCCGCCGCUGACCGACUCUCUGCCACAAUGGUGUGGGAUAUUUGCCAGACUCUUCAGCAGCCCCUAUGUCCACAAGGAUGAGGAGCAGCUGUGUGAGACUGCCCUGCACAAGACGACAUUAUCUGCGAUUUGGAAAAAACAGAGGACCCCCUGUAUGCGAGGCCGGUGA
Messenger RNA from Sphaeramia orbicularis (orbiculate cardinalfish), 1713 nucleotides. RefSeq names its product sodium/hydrogen exchanger 9-like. The record is from RefSeq and is a predicted model, not a curated record. Gene Ontology annotation, biological process: regulation of intracellular pH; proton transmembrane transport; sodium ion import across plasma membrane. Gene Ontology annotation, cellular component: plasma membrane; recycling endosome. Bases 31 to 1713 code for a protein of 560 amino acids. NCBI's taxonomy places the organism in Eukaryota, Metazoa, Chordata, Actinopteri, Kurtiformes, Apogonidae. Gene Ontology annotation, molecular function: potassium:proton antiporter activity; sodium:proton antiporter activity. The transcript is spliced from 16 exons.